AUGAGGUUCAAAUACUCCUCCCUGGCAAUGACGCCAUUGCUUCUGGGUGUCCUCCCAUUAGCACAAGCAACUUGCUCAGCUAAGAAUACGUCAGCAAGUCGCAUUGCUAAAGCGGUGCGCAGGUAUACAGGUGGCCGCUCUCUCGGUAACGCUAGUCAUAAUGUUUACGAAACUGAUUUUGACGGUGUGACCUGGGAUGAGGAUAAUUGGCUUCUUUCAACCACAAAUCUGGACCAGGGCCAAUUCGAAACCAGGGGUUCUGUGGCCAACGGCUACCUGGGCAUCAACGUUGCUAGUGUUGGGCCAUUCUUCGAAGUCGAUUCAGUUGACGACGGCGGCGACGGAAUUAGUGGCUGGCCUUUGUACUCUCGCCGACAGUCAUUUGCAACUAUCAGCGGAUUUUUUGAUGCUCAGGCCAACACUAAUUCUUCGAAUUACCCCUGGCUGUCUCAAUAUGGUUGGGACAGUGUCAUCAGUGGUGUUCCACACUGGAGUGGUUUGAUCCUGGACCUUGGUGAUGACACCUAUCUGGAUGCUACUGUUGAUAAUGCUACCAUCUCCAAUUUCCGUUCCACAUAUGAUUUCAAGGCGGGCUUACUGCUAUGGUCAUACACGUGGUCGCCUGAGGACAGUGAUGGCUCAUUCGAUAUCACCUAUCGGCUCUUUAUUCACAAGCUUUACAUCAACCAGGCCUUUGUAGAUAUGGAGAUUGUGUCGACCACUGACACCAAUGCUACUGUGGUGAAUGUUCUGGAUGGAGAGUCCGCUGUUCGUUCAGACUUCGUGGAUUCCGGUGUGGAUAGCAACGCAAUCUACUCUGCCGUGAGCCCGAAUGGAGUUGCCAAUGUCACAGCUUACAUCUAUGCGAACAUCACUGGAAACCAAUAUGUGGAUCUGUCCUCGCGAAAGAUUGUCACUGACAAACCAUAUGUCAGCUCUAAGAACUCAUCCAUUGCGCAGGCUGUUACUGUUAACCUGAAGGCAGGCAAGAUUGCCCAUGUCAGGAAGUUUGUCGGUGGAGCUUCAUCCGAUUCAUUCAAAGACCCACAGCGGGUUGCCAAGAAUGCAGCGUCUACUGCUCUUCGCAAUGGAUAUGCCAGAUCCCUGCGAUCGCAUGUCACUGAAUGGGCGAGUGUCAUGCCUGACGACUCUGUUGAUCGUUAUACGUACCCCAAUGGUACCUUGCCCGAUGACACUCUCAUCAUCGAUUCUGCGGUAAUCGCUGUGGCAAAUACCUAUUACCUUCUGCAGAAUACUGUCGGGAAUAAAGCAAUCAAUUCUUCAUCGGGCACUAAUCUCAACACCGACAGCAUCUCUGUUGGUGGCUUGACGUCCGAUUCUUAUGCCGGACAGGUCUUUUGGGAUGCCGAUCUCUGGAUGCAGCCAGGCCUGUCAACCUCUCACCCAGAAUCCGCACAGCGUAUCACAAACUAUCGCCGGAAGUUGUUUGGACAGGCUCAGGAAAACAUCAACACUUCUUUCGCCGGUUCCCAGAAUAAGACUCAAUUUUCCUCCGCUGCCGCUAUUUAUCCCUGGACUAGCGGACGGUAUGGCAACUGCACAGCUACUGGCCCAUGCUGGGAUUAUGAAUAUCACUUAAGCGGAGACAUUGGUUUGUCAUUUAUCAACCAGUGGGUCACUACUGGCGACACUCAAUUCUUCAAAGAGAGCCUCUUCCCGAUUUAUGACGCCGUGUCCACGUUAUAUGCAGACCUGUUGAAGCCAAAUGGUUCUUACUGGACUUUGACCAACAUGACUGACCCUGAUGAGUACGCAAACCAAGUCGAUGCUGGUGGCUUCACUAUGCCUCUCAUUGCACAGACGCUGGGCUAUGCCAAUGACUUCCGCCAGCAGUUCGGACUGGAGGAGAAUUCUACCUGGGAUGAAUUAGCAUCAAAUGUGUUGGUCCUUCGUGAGAACGGGGUGACACUCGAGUUUACAACUAUGAACGGAAGUGCGGUGGUCAAGCAGGCUGACGUGGUCCUUAAUACAUUCCCUCUUGACUAUACGACAAACUACACCACCGAAGACUCCGUGAACGAUUUGGACUAUUACGCUGCUAAGCAAUCCUCUGAUGGGCCUGCCAUGACUUGGGCAAUUUUCUCUAUUAUCGCCAACGAGAUAUACGAGUCCGGAUGCUCAGCCUUCACAUAUGCUCAGUAUGCCUAUAAACCUUAUACUCGGGCUCCAUUCUUCCAAAUGUCUGAGCAGCUCAUUGAUAACUCCACCACAAACGGCGGCACUCAUCCUGCAUUCCCCUUCCUUACCGGACAUGGUGGAUCCAACCAAGUUGUUCUCUUCGGUUACCUGGGAUUGCGACUGCUACCGGACGACAUCUUGCACAUAGACCCCAACCUUCCACCCCAGAUCCCCUAUCUUCAGUAUCGCACAUUCUACUGGCGUGGAUGGCCAAUCUCUGCAUGGUCCAACUAUACCCACACCACGAUCAGCCGGGCCUGCAAUACCGCUCCACUUGCUACCGCGGAUCGUCGCUUCGCAAAGAAGGCAAUCACCAUCAGCUCGGGCUCUGAUUCAAACUCAACAAACUAUCGUCUCCCUGUCCAAGGCUCCGUAGUUAUUCCUAAUCGCCAGGUUGGUUCUUCCAACACGAUUGCAGGAAACCUUGUGCAGUGCCAACCUGUCGACUCGCUGGAUUCCUAUGAACCAGGCCAAUUCCCAAUCUCAGCAAUUGAUGGCGCAUCUACUACCAAAUGGCAACCCUCGUUAGCUGCAAACUGGUCCUCUAUCACUGUCUCUCUUGGCGAUGAGGCCGGAUCUUUGGUAACAGGAUUCUAUUUCGACUGGGCUCAGGCGCCGCCCGUGAACGCGACCGUGAUCUUCCACAAUGCCAGUGAUGCCGCGGCUGCCUUCUCUCCGUCUAAUGAGGAUGGUCACUACAGUGUGACGAGUGCAAUGACAAAUCUCUCCAUCUCCAACCCUUACGAUGCGAAGGUGGCUAAUGAAGUUGUUGCGCCCACGAGCAACACAACCAAUGUGACUCUGUCCAGCCCAGUCUUUGCGGCGAAGUACGCAUCUCUGUUCAUUAUUGGAAACCAGGACCUUGAUGCGGUUGAUGUCCUUUACAAGAAUGGAACUGGCGCUACGGUCGCUGAGUGGGCUAUUCUCGGAGAGAGCCAGUCCAGCAAUGGGACAUCAACCGCUCAUCUCAAGAAGAGAAAGUUGAACGUCCGUGCCGCUUCAGCUAUUUCAGAAUCGGGUGAGAUGAUGCGUCGUCGCCACCAGUUUCUUCCCCAAAAUUAA
Penicillium malachiteum is the source of this 3261-nucleotide messenger RNA. It is a transcript of the gene treA, whose product is annotated as alpha,alpha-trehalase treA. Lineage: Eukaryota; Fungi; Ascomycota; Eurotiomycetes; Eurotiales; Aspergillaceae. The coding region runs from base 1 to 3261 and encodes 1086 amino acids. The transcript has 4 exons. The record is from RefSeq and is a predicted model, not a curated record. Gene Ontology annotation, biological process: trehalose catabolic process. Gene Ontology annotation, cellular component: fungal-type cell wall. Gene Ontology annotation, molecular function: alpha,alpha-trehalase activity; carbohydrate binding.